Cryptomeria japonica (Japanese cedar) is the source of this 1877-nucleotide messenger RNA. Its product is annotated as protein NRT1/ PTR FAMILY 2.13. The transcript is spliced from 4 exons. Gene Ontology annotation, cellular component: plasma membrane. Gene Ontology annotation, molecular function: transmembrane transporter activity. Bases 1 to 1812 code for a protein of 603 amino acids. The record is from RefSeq and is a predicted model, not a curated record. Gene Ontology annotation, biological process: transmembrane transport; oligopeptide transport. Lineage: Eukaryota; Viridiplantae; Streptophyta; Pinopsida; Cupressales; Cupressaceae.
AUGGCUACAGACCAUUCGCUUUCAUUAGAGAUUAAUGGAAAGCAGAGCUGUGAUGGCAAUACUAAAGCUCGCAGCAUUAGACAGAUGAUUAAUUCUAUUGUCCAUUUUGACUGCUUUUCUUCUGGAAAAACUACAACAGAAGUUGUUAACGUAGAGGAAGAUUUAGAAGAGCACUCAGCAGUUCAUCCAAAGAUGGAGAAGAAACGUGGAGGAUGGAAGACUUUUCCUUUUAUUAUCGGAAAUGAGCUAUGCGCUGCAGCAGCAAUCACAGGCCUGGCUGCAAAUAUGAUCGUUUACUUGAUUACAAAGUUUAACAUAAAAAGUAUUGAAGCCACUCAUAUCAUCAACAUAUCAAGUGGAGGGAAUGAUCUCUCUCCAUUGAUUGGGGCAUUCCUUGCAGAUGCAUAUCUUGGCCGUUAUUGGGCUAUUUCCAUUGGUUCAUUUCUCUCAUUUAGUGCAAUGGUCAUUCUAAUGCUGACGGCCAUGAUAGACACCUUAAGACCACCUCCAUGUGGACCCCAGCUACAAGCUUUGGGAAGAUGCGAUGCUCCCAACAGAAAACAGUAUGCAGUUCUCUAUCUUUAUUUUGCCUUGACAAUUGCAGCAUCAGCUGGGAUAAGAUACAAUUCCGGGACUUUUGGAGCAGAUCAGUUUGAAAAGGGUAGUGCAAAAGGAAUGAGACAGAUUCAGAGUUACUUCAACUGGUAUUAUUGUGUGCUGUUUGUUUCAAUCGUGAUAGCCUCCACUGUAAUUGUGUAUAUUCAAUCCAGUAUAAGCUGGGCAAUGGGAUUUGGACUGUGUGUGCUACUAACAGGAAUAUCAAUGCUAUUUUUCUUCUCGGGGACAAAGUUGUACAAUCGUAUCCAUCCAGAGGGCAGUCCCUUCACAGGACUUGCCCAAGUGGUAGUGGCGUGCCUCAGAAAAAGAAACCUGCCAUUGCCUUCUAAUGAAGAGGAGUUGUACAGUGGAGAUGGAAGUGAGUCAGGGCUUCCCCUUACACAGCAGCUCAGGUUUCUCAACAAAGCAGCCAUUAAAACGGCGAAGGACUAUUCCUCAGACGGGCAUAUAAACCAGAACCCAUGGAGACUCUCCACAGUUGACCAAGUAGAACAACUUAAAUCCAUUAUUAAAACCUUGACGAUCUGGUCCUGUACAGUCAUCCCAGCCAUUCUGUAUACCCAGCAGAGCACAUUCUCAGUGUUGCAGGCAUUGACAAUGGACAGGCAUUUAGGUCCUCAUUUCAAAAUACCAGCGGCUUCUUACAUUGUCUUCAAUCUGUUGUCCUCUGCAAUAACAUUAUCCAUCUAUGAUAAAGUGUUGGUUCCGUUGGCAGAAAGCAAGGGGAUAAAAAUAACACAACUGAGAAGAAUAGGAACAGGUAUGGUUAUUGGUGCGAUAGGAAUGGCAGUAGCCGCCAUGGUGGAAAGAAAGCGUCUGAAUGCAGUCCAUGCAGAGGUAUCAGCGCUUUGGUUAGUUCCUCAACAUGUUAUAAUGGGGUUGGCAGAAGCGUUUUUGAGCGUAGGGAAAAUUGAUUUCUUUUAUGCUGAAUUUCCAGAAAUAGUACGCAGCACAGCUACAGCUUUGGUCGCUGCAGGGAUUGCAGCGGGCUACUACCUGAGCAGUUUGUUGGUGAGUAUCAUUCAUAAAAAUAGCGAUUGGCUUGCAAAUAACAUAAACGAAGGUCGUCUUGACUACUUUUAUACCCUUCUAUGCGUAAUGGGGGUUGUGAAUUUUGGCUACUUCUCAGCAUGCGCUCGCUGGUAUAAAUACAAGACAAAAAUCUAUGGUUCCAAUGAGAUCUCCCCUUCUUGAAAAAAUACAGUUCUACCUUGCUUUGUUAAAUGAUCUUAAUUUUGCGCUCAAGUCAAGCAUCUCAA